This is a messenger RNA of Yamadazyma tenuis ATCC 10573, 405 nucleotides long. RefSeq names its product guanine nucleotide exchange factor (gene DSS4). The record is from RefSeq and is a predicted model, not a curated record. NCBI's taxonomy places the organism in Eukaryota, Fungi, Ascomycota, Pichiomycetes, Serinales, Debaryomycetaceae. Gene Ontology annotation, biological process: small GTPase-mediated signal transduction; post-Golgi vesicle-mediated transport. Gene Ontology annotation, molecular function: zinc ion binding; guanyl-nucleotide exchange factor activity. Gene Ontology annotation, cellular component: membrane; cytosol.
AUGAACUUUGAACAGGCAAGAGAAGGCACUGGUUCAGUCAAGUGUCCGUUUCCCAACUGUGACACCAAAAUCAUUUCUUACACGGAGCCCUUACGUGAAUCUGUUGUCCAAAUUCCCAGUGCCCCUGAAAUGGUGAAUUUAGAAAAAACCCCUUCCUCAUCCAAAUUCUUUAGGAUAUCAGAUAUGUGGGACUUUGACAACAUUGGCGUCUCAAGGCCCCUUGAGCAAUAUACUGACUUCAAGAUUGACAGCCAGACCUUCGACAUAGAGAGGAUCUUGAUAUGCUCAGAGUGUGAUAAAGGUCCCAUUGGAUUUGCUGGCCAUUUCAAUCACGACACCGAAAAACUGCCCAAUACGCUAACGUAUUUUUUGUCGUGUAACAGCAUGGUCUACCUGGGUCAAUGA